Messenger RNA from Vicia faba (fava bean), 582 nucleotides. The record is from the annotation of a GenBank genome assembly. NCBI's taxonomy places the organism in Eukaryota, Viridiplantae, Streptophyta, Magnoliopsida, Fabales, Fabaceae.
AUGUGUCAGUUAAAGAAUUUGUCAAUUAUUUUAUUAAUUGCUUUUGUUGCAACAAUAGUAGAAAGAACAGAAGCAGCAGAUCAUACUGUUGGAGGCACAACAGGGUGGACAAAUAGAGCUAACGCUACGUUUUACUCCGACUGGGCGUCUAAUAACACAUUCAAACAAAACGAUGUUCUAGUUUUCAAUUUCUUUGCGAAUGCCCACACUGUUGCUGAAAUUAACAAGGCAGACUUCGACAAUUGCAAUGUGAGUGGAAUCACAAAUGCCAUAACAACAACACCAGCAAGAUUCACCCUUAACAGAACUGGUGAUUUCUAUUUUACAUGUACUUUCCCAACCCAUUGUCAAUCUGGCGGCCAAAAACUAACCAUUAAUGUCCCAUCAUCUUCUUCGUCUUCUCCUCCUUCUGCUACUCCCCCUUCAUCUGGAACCACUCCAACUUCCCCUACCAGCGGAGGAACACCAUCCCCUUCCUCUCCAACUCAGCCUGGCGCUACUCCUCCAUCACCCAGCUCAGCAACUGCUCUCCUUGCCGCUUUCCCUGCUCUCUUUGCCCUUGUCAUAAACUUGUUGCUUUAG